Molecule: messenger RNA, 663 nt
Organism: Zymoseptoria tritici IPO323
Lineage: Eukaryota; Fungi; Ascomycota; Dothideomycetes; Mycosphaerellales; Mycosphaerellaceae
Exons: 2
Coding region: 1-663 (220 amino acids)
Molecular function (GO): oxidoreductase activity
Source: RefSeq, a predicted model, not a curated record
AUGGCUCAUCAAGGAAAGACAGUGCUUGUGACUGGAGGCGCCAGUGGUCUGGGAAGAGCAACUGCCGAGCACUUCCUGUCCGUCGGAUCAAAUGUAGUCAUCUGCGACAUCAGCAAGACAGCACUGGCCGACUUCGACGAAAAGGUUGCCUCUAUCAACCCAGACCGAGCACUCGCCGUGGAGACCGACGUCACGUCAGAGUCCGCGCUCGACAGCCUCUUCGAGCAGAUUGAGAAGAAAUUCGGCCACCUGGACUAUGCCAUCAAUUCCGCUGGAGUCAUGGACCAUUUCGACCCAGUCGGCGAAGUCUCACGAGCAGAAUUUGACCGCGUGAUAGCUGUUAAUUUGACUGCUCCGACCUUCAUCACGAAACGAGCGGUCACUUCCAUGCUGAAGGCGGGAGUGAAGGGCUCCAUUGUCAACAUCGCUUCACUCGCUGCUUUCAAAGGGUGGGCUGGCGGCUCCGCAUACACUAUCAGCAAGCACGGCCUGAUCGGGCUGACGAAGAGCACGGCCGCUUUUUACAGGACGAAAGGGAUCCGCUGUAACGCUGUCGCUGCCGGAGCUAUGGCGACCAACAUCGCAGCCCAUUUCGGUGUCACUCCACCCAAUGCCGAGGGUCUGGAUCUCAACAUGAAGGCCUGUAAGUUGAUGAGGCACUGA